Molecule: messenger RNA, 1869 nt
Organism: Diutina rugosa
Lineage: Eukaryota; Fungi; Ascomycota; Pichiomycetes; Serinales; Debaryomycetaceae
Gene: TPD3
Product: protein phosphatase 2A structural subunit
Exons: 1
Coding region: 1-1869 (622 amino acids)
Biological process (GO): protein dephosphorylation
Cellular component (GO): protein phosphatase type 2A complex; cytoplasm
Molecular function (GO): protein binding; protein phosphatase regulator activity
Source: RefSeq, a predicted model, not a curated record
AUGGACAACUACGGCGAUGAUUUGUACCCAUUGGCGUUAUUAAUGGACGAACUCAAGCACGACGACGUGCUGAACCGUGUGGAAGCCAUGCAGAAGGUGGACACAAUUGCCAUUGCCCUUGGGCCCGAACGCACCGUCAAGGAGUUGUUACCGUUUUUGAACGAAGUCGCCCAAGACGACGAGGAAGAGGUUUUUGCCGUGUUGGCGGAGAAGCUCGGGGAUAUGGUCCCCUACAUCGGCGGCACGGAAAACUGUAAGCCCCUCAUUCUGAUCCUCACCAUCUUGGCGCUGAUGGAGGAGCCUAUCGUCCGCGAUAAGGCGAUCGACGCCCUCAACAAGAUCAGCACCCAGCUUCCCAACGAAGACCUCCAAAAGAUAUUUUUGCCCUUGAUUACCCAAUUGAGUCAAGGUAACUGGUUCUCCAAAAAAGUGGCGCUGUGUGGUCUUUACAAACUGGUGAUCGACAAGAUUGCCCCCGCUCAACGCAUCGAAUUCCUCAACCUAUACCUCAAGCUCGUGGGUGACGAGUACCCUAUGGUUCGUCGGCUGGCAGCGCUGCACUUGCCGGAGUUAAUCAACUUGCUCUCGAAGGCUGACAGCGCCGUUGAGUCAGACUCGUGGGAAGCGAUCUCGAAAAUGUUCCAACACAUUAUCCACGAUGACCAGGACUCGGUUAAGUUCCUUGGUGUCGAUGUGCUUAUCGCCAUCCUCGAAUUCUUCCGUCACAUCGGUGACUUCACCUACAAUGGCGAGUUCCUUCAACUGGCACUCAAAUUGUGCAAGGACGAAUCGUGGCGGGUAAGAUACACUGCUGCCGACCGUUUCUCGAAGAUUGCGGAAAACUUUACUCACUCGGAACCUGAGUUGACUCAGUUGAUCGAGCCGUUUAUUGACCUCAUGGAUGACCACGAAGGUGAGGUCCGUAAAGCUAUUGCCAAGCAGUUGCCGGAUUUCUGUCAGCUCUUGACCACUUUCCCUGCCACCAAAGCUACCAUUCUUUCAAAAAUCAUCCCUGUGGUCACUGAGCUUUCUCAAGACCCUCAAGAAAACGUCAGAGCUCUGCUUGCUCUGACCAUCACUGGGCUCUCACCAAUUUUGGAGAAACAACUGACAAUCGAUCGGUUAUUGCCUCUUUUCUUGACGAUGUUGCGCGAUGACUUCCCCGAUGUGCGUCUUAACAUCAUUCUGAACUUGCUGGUGGUUAACGACACCAUCGGCAUCAACUUGUUGCUGACAAACUUGUUACCGGCAAUUACUGAGCUUGCCCAGGAUCACAAGUGGCGGGUGCGUCUUGCUAUCAUCGAAUACAUCCCCAAGUUGGCCCACCAAUUGGGGGAACUGUUCUUCAAUGAUGAGUUGUUGGCAUUGUGCAUGCUGUGGUUGUGGGACCCGGUGUUUGCGAUCAGAGACGCCGCUGUCAACAACUUGAAGGAGCUCACUGCCAUUUUUGGUUCGGAAUGGGCCACCUCGCAUAUCAUUCUGCGAAUUACCAAUCCCGACGGGCAAUCGACCUCGGGUGAAGACGUCGAAGAAGGCGGCAUCGAUUACUCCAAAUUCAUUAUCCGUAUUACCUGUCUUUUUGCCAUCACUGCGUUAGUUCAAGUCGUCAAUCAAGACGUGAUCGUGCAGCAGUGCUUGCCAUUCAUAAAUAACCUUUACGACGACGUUGUUGCCAACAUCCGCUUCAAUGUUGCUAAGCUGUACAAGGUGGUGGUGGAGCUGUUAGCAGCUAAUCCUGCCAACCGCGAGGAAGUCACGCGUUUGAUCAGCACUGAUAUUGCUCCCAAGUUGGAGAAGUUGCUGAAGGACAAAGACUUUGACGUGCGGUACUUUGCUGAGCAAACCAUUGAUGCAAUUAAAGCGUUGUAA